This is a messenger RNA of Penicillium maclennaniae, 1716 nucleotides long. Its product is annotated as GMC family oxidoreductase. Gene Ontology annotation, molecular function: oxidoreductase activity, acting on CH-OH group of donors; flavin adenine dinucleotide binding. The transcript is spliced from 3 exons. The record is from RefSeq and is a predicted model, not a curated record. Bases 1 to 1716 code for a protein of 571 amino acids. Lineage: Eukaryota; Fungi; Ascomycota; Eurotiomycetes; Eurotiales; Aspergillaceae.
AUGGCAUCCGAUCAGAAAUACGACUUUAUCGUUGUUGGAAGUGGCCCAGCUGGGUGCACUGUAGCUUCACAAUUGGCGCAAUCUGCCAAGAACCCGAGCGUGCUCCUCUUGGAAGCCGGUGGACCGAAUAGCGACAGGUCGCUGCGCGUGGAUGGCCAGCGAUGGCAAACAUUGACGCAAGAAGGCAUGAACUGGGGGUAUAAGACUGUGGCCCAAAAGCACCUGAAAGGACGAGAACUGGACUACUCUCGUGGAAAAGGUCUCGGCGGGAGCUCUGCGAUCAACUUUGGUGUAUACUCCGUCGGAGCCCGUGACGACUACGAUGAAUGGGCUUCGGUCGUCGGCGACGACACUUUCUCGUGGAAAAACAUUCAAAAGCGGUUCAAGAACCUCGAAACCUUCAAUGGGACCUUUGAUGUCGCCGAGAACCGGAAAUAUGCCAGUCCUAAGGCCAGUGAUCAUGGCACCAAGGGAGUCCUCGGAAUUGGAUAUGCGAAGGAAUGGGACCAGGAUCUGCCUUUGGUGCUGGAUGCCUUUGCACAGGCUGGCUUCCCUCAGAAUGAGGACCACAAUUCGGGCAAUCCGAUUGGAAUGGGUCUAUGCAUCAAUUCUUCUCGCAAUGGUGUGAGAACGACUGCCGCCGAUUUGCUUCUCGGUCACACCAAUCUAGUCAUCGUCACCAACAGCCCAGUCUCACGCGUUAUCAUGGAAGACAAAAGAGCUGUUGGUGUCGAGGCCAACGGCCAGAGAUACUACGCAAGUAAAGAAAUCAUCAUCUCUGCCGGAUCCCUCGACACACCCAAGAUCUUAAUGCAUUCCGGAAUUGGCCCAGCAGACCAGCUCUCAAAUUUUAACAUCCCGGUGAUCCACGACUCCCCCGCCGUUGGCCAAGGACUCCGCGAUCAUUUCUUCGCUCCAGUGAUCGUAACCCGGAAUCCAGCAACGAACGACCGCAACGCCUUCUUCAAAGAUACCAGCGCCAUGUCCGCAGCGACAACCCAAUGGCAAACGGACAACACAGGCCCCUGGGCGCGCUACGGCUGCCAAAUUGGCGUCGGCUGGUUCAAAUCCGACAAGCUGACAUCCCUGCCCGAGUUCAAAGCGCUCUCACCAUCAGUCAGGGACUUUUUAAAUCGCGAGACAAUCCCCCACUACGAAAUGAUCAAUUUCCCAAUUCACCUGGUCUUCCCCGACAUGUUCCAAGACUACAGCUACGUCUGUCUCGCAGUGAUGAUGAUGAACGAACAAUCCACCGGCGAAGUCCGUCUCCAAUCAUCCAACCCGUCAGACCCCCUCCUCUUCGACCCGAAGUUCCUGAAACAUCCCUUCGACCAAAAAGCCUGUAUAAUGAUUUACAGACACCUAAUGGAAGUAGUGAAUCACCCCUCGUUCACAAAGGAUACCGUUUCGACAAUGCUCAGCGCAGCGUCAGACUCGGAUGAGGAUAUCCUCGAGUUUUGGCGGGAUAACCUCUCUUCGACAUGGCAUAUGACUGGGACGGCGAAGAUGGGGAAAGCUGGGGAUGUUGAUGCGGUGGUUGACCAUCGAUUCAGGGUGAUUGGAAUUGACGGCUUGAGGGUAGCAGAUAUGAGUUGUGUUCCUGUUCUGACGAAUAAUCAUACGCAGGCAACGGCUUAUGUUACUGGAGCUACGGCUGCGGAUGUGUUGACCGAGGAGUAUCGGCUUGCUGAGAUGACCGAAAAGGCGAUGAUGUAG